AUGUUGCGAUUUUCUGGAGCGUGUCGAGCGAACAUCGACGAAAUUGCUAACCACUGUUGGCUAAAUUAUGAUAAAAAUAUGCCUGCUAUCCAGGAUCUUCCCGAAAACAAGAUUGUCGAUCGCAUGCUUUUGGCUGAACAGGCGAAAGCAUUGCCAGUGCAUAAUCUCACCAGUGAAUUUGAUACAUUCCUUGAGCUAAAUCAAUUGAAUGUCUCCGAUAGGUGCAACAUGUAA
Molecule: messenger RNA, 234 nt
Organism: Gongylonema pulchrum
Lineage: Eukaryota; Metazoa; Nematoda; Chromadorea; Rhabditida; Gongylonematidae
Source: the annotation of a GenBank genome assembly